This is a messenger RNA of Panicum virgatum (switchgrass), 1740 nucleotides long. RefSeq lists its product as uncharacterized. Lineage: Eukaryota; Viridiplantae; Streptophyta; Magnoliopsida; Poales; Poaceae. The transcript has 2 exons. The coding region runs from base 1 to 1740 and encodes 579 amino acids. The record is from RefSeq and is a predicted model, not a curated record.
AUGGCCGGCGGCGGCGGCGACAACACGCCGGAGGCCACGGCGUUCAAGAACGUCCCGCGGCGGCCGAGGAGCGCCUCGCCGGGGUCCGCGCCGGGUCCGCGCAAGGAGGAGCUCGGGGCCAGCGACGGUCCUGCCCGCGGAGGCUCCAGCGCGCCGGCGGCGGAGCGGCGCCGGCUGCUGCUUCGCCCCGAGGACGCCAAGAAUGGGAAAGAAGAGGCAGCUGCUGCGUCGGCGUCGGCGAGCAGCAGUAGGGAACGAGGAGCGGACUGGGCCAAGAAGGAGCGGAUCCGCAAGGGAAAGAUGCCGGCGCCGGAGGAGAGCCCGCCUCGGCGGAUCGCCUACGAGGACGCGUCGGCCUCACCCCGGCCUGCCGGCAAGCUCAUGGGCGACGCUAUCCGGUCCCACGGGGGCUCCGCCGCCGCGGCCCGCCGCUCCAAGAUGACGCCGCGGCGCGGGUCGAAAACCAAGAAACGCAAGGACCGCGGCGGCGGCCCCCCGUUCUGGUACGGCAUGGGGAGGGACGGCCAGUCCACCUCCACGGCCGGCUCCGACCUCGACUACUCGUUCGACAAGAUGGGCGCCGUCGUCAGCGACGAGCUCCGCGCCGCCCUCCGGAGCCUCGGCGUCGGCGCUGCUGCGCCCCAGCCCCUGCGCGUCUACGGCAGGAUGAUGUCCGGGUGCGACAGGAACACCCACCAGUCGCGCCUGCAGAUGUCGUCCAAGAGCUGGCGCGCCGAGGACGGCGACUACCCGCUCUGCGCGUUCCUGACGGAGAAGGAGAAGGAGGCGGUGGAGGUCGGCAAGGGGCUGGCGGUUACGGCCUACGACCGCCGCGGCGCGCCGCACGACAUCAGGAUCGGUUACCUGGGGAGCAACCGGAGCUACCGGCUCACCAAGAACUGGGGCCACUUCCUGCGGGACAACGACCUCGUCGUCAAGCGCGCCGGCAAGGCCGCCGCCAGGGCGCCCAACGACGUCAUGCUCGACCUGUGGCUGUUCCGCACGCCGGAAGGGAAGGUCGGGAUGGUCAUCAUGCACUAUCGCAAGGGCGACGCCGCGCACGCCGACGCCGCCUUCGAGGAGGAGGAGCGGAGGUCCAGGCCCCGGCUCGCGGACAAUGCCUCCACGCCGGAGGCCACUUCGUCGCCGGAGCCGGACGGGGGCGCGGGGGGCGACGACGCUGCUAUGGAGGACGUUGCUGGUGGUGCGGACGUGAAGGGGCAGGACGGCGCCGGCGCUCAGGGCGACGCGGCGGGCGCACCGUCCCCGUCGGACCCUGACGGUGGCGGUGGUGGCGCAAAGGCGGGCGAGGCGGAACAGGCCGAGGUGGCGGCCGCGCCUUUGUCGCCGGACGCUGAUGGCACGAAGACGGAGGAGAAGGAGGCCGGCGGCGCACCGAAGGAGGCGGCCGCACACUCAUCGUCGGAGGGCGUGAUGGAGAAGAAGGGGGCUGGCGCGGCGCCGGGCGAUGCUGAUGGUACGAAGGCGGAGGAGAAAGAGGCCAGCUGUGCGGCGCCGACAGAGGCGGCCGCGCAAUCGUCAUCGUCGGACACCGCCAGCGGUGCGGCAAAUGCGGAGGGCAAGGAGGCCGCGCCGCUGCCGGCGGCGGGCUCCGGCGGCGCCAAGAAUGGUGACGGCCCUGCACCGCCCGUGGCAGCGGCCCCGUUUUGGUUCGGGUUUGGGCUCACUCAGCACGAGGUUUUAGCUGCACACGCGCUGGUGCUGUUAUCUCUUGGUUAA